AUGUCGUUACAACAAGCCAACCAGUUGGAUGAGGAAUUUCCAACCUAUAAGCUGGAAUUCGCCAUCCCAACAUUUGAAACCUUAGGAAUCUCCCCACCUAGUGUUACCAAUGGCCCCACACUUACUCCCUCCACCGAAUCCAUAUACCUUUGUGGUAACUCCCUUGGCCUUAUGCCAAAACAAACCAAAACAGCCAUUUUAGCAGAAUUGACUGCCUGGGAACAUCGUGCAGUUGAGUCCCACUUUAAUCACCCUCUGAGCACUCCAUGGGUAGACAUUGACUUGCCUCUCCUUCCUUUGGUGGCCCCAAUUGUCGGAGCUAAAGAGAAUGAAGUUGCGGUAAUGGGAUCACUUACUGCCAAUUUAAACGCUUUGUUGAUCCAUUUCUAUAAACCAAAGGGUAAAAGAACCAAGAUCUUAUUUGAAAAACAGGCAUUUCCUAGUGAUUUCUAUGCAUUUUUAAACUUGGUGAAGUUGUUUGGAUAUGACGAAUCCCAUUUGAUUCAAGUUGGGGUCGAAAAGGGCAAGACCCAUCUUACCACCGAGCAAAUUAAACGAUUCGUCGAUGAAAAUAUCGAUGAACUUGCUCUUGUGUGUUUUCCAGGGAUUCAAUACUAUACCGGACAAUUAUUUGAUAUCGCUGAGAUAACCAGAUACAUCAAGGAAAAAUCAUCUGAUAUCAAAGUAGGGUGGGAUUUGGCCCAUGCGGUUGGUAAUGUCCCAUUACACCUCCACGAUUGGAAUGUGGAUUUCGCAGCAUGGUGUUCAUACAAGUACUUGAACUCGGGACCAGGAGGUAUUGCCGGAAUAUAUGUCCAUGAACAUUAUACCCGCGAUAACACCACGGGACAUUUCCAACCGAGAUUGGCCGGUUGGUGGGGGAACAACCUGGAUGAAAGGUUCAAGAUGCUUGAAAAAUUUGACCCAAUUAAUCUGGCGCUUUCAUACAGAAUGUCCAACCCAAGUGUUAUUGACACUGUUGCGGUCAGAUCAUCGCUUGAAUUAUUUGCUAAAGUAGGUGGGGUUGAAACUUUACGUAAAAAAUCGAUAAAGUUAACACAAUUCCUUCAAGAUUUGUUAACUUCAAGCAAAUACUACAUUAAACAAGACGAUACUGAUGGUUCUAAACUCGGAUUCAAGAUCUUAACUCCAUUAAAUCCAAGUGAACGCGGGUGUCAAUUGUCAAUCUUGUUCCAACCUCAUUUUGAUGACAAGGAAAAGAAUGUCAUGGAAAGAGUGAACAAGUACUUACAUGAUAGAGGAAUUAUUUGUGAUGAAAGAAGACCCGAUGUUAUUCGUUUAGCUCCUUUGCCUUUGUACAACACUUUUACUGAGACAUAUCAUGCCAGUCAAAGACUCUUCGAGGCAUUGGAUGCAAUUGAACAGAACCAUACCCUUUUAAAAUAG
Messenger RNA from Spathaspora passalidarum NRRL Y-27907, 1407 nucleotides. RefSeq names its product kynureninase. The record is from RefSeq and is a predicted model, not a curated record. Gene Ontology annotation, biological process: NAD+ biosynthetic process. NCBI's taxonomy places the organism in Eukaryota, Fungi, Ascomycota, Pichiomycetes, Serinales, Debaryomycetaceae. The transcript has a single exon. Gene Ontology annotation, cellular component: cytoplasm. The coding region runs from base 1 to 1407 and encodes 468 amino acids. Gene Ontology annotation, molecular function: kynureninase activity; pyridoxal phosphate binding.